AGUUACGGUAAUAAUAAUAAUAAUAAAAAAAACCUCCUUAAAUUCUGCUUGGGAAGAAUCUUCUAGAAUCUUAUACACUCUGAUCAGCAGGUAUGGCGCAGCCGGAGCAACCUGACACGUCAUCUUACCAUUUGAGUGUUGGUAUGUACAAGAGUCGUCUGAAUCAACAUGCUCAAAAGAUAUGGAAGCAGCUCCCGGUGUAUCAAACCUUUAAUGAAGGUUCUGACCAUUCACCAAAGUUUAGGUGUACUGUGUGGGUUGACAGUGUGGACUACACAAUUCCAAACACUUUUACUCAGCGUAAGAUGGCUGAGAUGGAUGCUUCCAGGAUAGCUUUUUUUGGUUCAUUGGAAAAGCUGAAGAAUGAAGCAUCACGUCUUGUCCUUGAGGAUCGAUCUCUUUGCAAGUCUGCUCUUGUUGAAUAUGCUACUAGGAUGAAUAUACAGAAACCCACAUAUCAGACGAUACAAGUGGGGACAAAUAUACCUGUUUUCCAUUCUUCUUUGGUUGUCGAUGGUGUUUCUUGUACAGGAGAGAAGGGCAGAAGCAAAAAAGAAGCUGAACAGUCAGCAGCACGUGCUGCAGUUCUAAAGUGUUUAGAUUUGGAAUCAGGAGGACAUAUAAUGUCAGAGAUAGUUAAUUGUAGGUUCAAACGCUCUACAGAGUCGAAGGAGUUGCAAAGUACUCAACAUGACUCCAAUAAGGUAGUUGCGGCUGAUGGUGGAAAUGCUCUUACAUUGAACAAGACUAUAGCCGAGGAAGUAACCAAAAUGCCUUUUCCAACUGGUGUUGAAAGUGUCCUUACUUUGAAUGAGACCAAAGUUGAGGAAGGAAGCCAAAUACCUUCUUUAACCAAUGUCAAAAAUAGCCUUACGUUGAAUGAGACUAAAGUUCAGAAAGGAACCAAUUUGCCUUCUCCAACUAGUGGUGAAAAUGUGUUUAGUCUGAACAAGACUAAAGUUGAGGAAGGAACCAAAAUGCCGUCUCCAACUGGGGCUGAAAUUGGCCUUACGUUGAAUGAGAUUAAAGUUGAGGAAGGUACCAAGAUGCCUUUUCCAACUGGUGUUGAAAAUGGCAUUACAUUGAAUGAGACUAAGGUUUAGGAAGAAACCACAGUGCCUUUUACUGAUAUUUGCUCAGUUAAAAAUGUUCUUACUUUGAACAAGACUAAAGUUGAGGAAGGAACCAAAAUGCCUUCUCCAACUGAGGUCAAUCAUGGCCUUAUGUCGAAUGAGAUUAAAGUUGAGGAAGGUACCAAAAUGCUUUCUCCAACUGGUGUUGGAAAUGGCAUUACAUUGAAUGAGCCUAAGUUUAAGGAAGACACCAAAGUGCCUUUUACUGAUAUUUGCUCAGUACAAAAUGCUACUUUCCCUGCAAUGCAUUCGUCAGUGGAUUUACCUCAAAGCAACACCGAAAAAGUAUCAACCAGGGCACUCACAACAGCUAUGACAGUGCAUACAGUUUUGCCAAAGAGUCCAUAUUCUGGUACCCACUAUGUACCUACUUCCUGUGUAAAAUCAGCAGUGUCCACGGUGGUGAAUCAUCAUCCUCCGAAUGUAGUUCAAGUGGUGAAAUCAGAAGAAUCAUCUUUAACAGUUACUAGUCCACUUUCAUUGGCAUCUCCAGCUAUAUCACAAGCGACUUUUGCAAGUACAACUCGUGGCAAGAAGCGAAGCCAUAAUAAUAGCAAGAUGCCCCAAAAGAAAAUGUGUGUUGAAAAUCAGUCACCAACACCUGUACCUCUGAGUCAAGUUCCUUCAUCUUCAGCUCGCUAAGUGACUCAAAGUUGUUCUUAAGAAUGAUGAAUAAGAUUCAGUUUUUGUGGAAUAUGCGCAAUGAUCAUUGCAGGAAUCAUUAUAUCUAUUUAUUGCUCAUGGUUGACCUUUGGUUAUUAUGCAACUAUUUACUAUGCAAGAACUUUUGAGUCUAUUCGAUGCUCAAGUGGUAGGUUUACUAAUAUUUCUCUGUUUUGAUCUACGAAGAGAUGCGUAUAAAAUCUA
Erigeron canadensis is the source of this 2000-nucleotide messenger RNA. Its product is annotated as double-stranded RNA-binding protein 3-like. The record is from RefSeq and is a predicted model, not a curated record. The transcript is spliced from 6 exons. Lineage: Eukaryota; Viridiplantae; Streptophyta; Magnoliopsida; Asterales; Asteraceae. Bases 93 to 1103 code for a protein of 336 amino acids.